GAAUGCAGCAGCAGCCUGUAGAAGGAGCUCUCUCUGCUAAUCCAGCACCAAACGUACACAAACAUGGCGAUAGCACGGGCGGCCAGGAUGCAGUCGUCUCUUCGGUGUGCGCUGUCUCUGCUCGUUCUCGGGCUCGCCGGGAUAAAUUCGUCGACCCUCCGUCUCCACCCGGAGCAGCGCCACAUGCUGCCUCAGAACACAGGCUUUUUCACGAUAGAGGCUAGCGCGGAUUCCCAAGACGGAGCGCUGCCCGUGGCCGACCGCGGCACCUCUGAAGGCGGGUCGGACUCGGGUACCUACCCGCAGCAUCGAAGCCGCCGGAGCCCCGGCGACCCGGCCAUGCCGAAGGUGUACGGACAGGCCAACCUGAAUGACUCCCAUAACCAGAUGGUGGUCCACUGGGCUGGAGAGAAGAGCAACGUCAUUGUUGCCUUGGCCCGAGACAGCGCUGGAGCCACAGGGACCAGAACCAGCUCUGUGUACUUGUCCUAUGAUUACGGGACCACUUUCACGCUCGUCUCAGACAAGUUCCAGCUCUCAGGGCCCAAGUUCAAGGAGGGCAGCAAGCAGGUCAUCUCCCAGUUCUGCCACAGUCCUGCAGACAACAGGAGGUACCUUUUCGUAGACUCCACCAACAACUACCUCUGGAACACGUUUGACUUCUGUAAGAGCGUCCAGGGCUUCUCCCUGCCCUUCAAACCAACAGACCUGCUGCUCCACAGCAGAAGAUCGAACCUGGUGCUGGCCUACGACAGCUCCCACCCAAACAAACAGCUGUGGAAAUCGGACGACUUUGGGGAGACAUGGGUGUUGAUCCAAGAGCAUGUGAAGGCCUACUUUUGGGGUGUGGAACCCUAUGACCCCUCCACCACAGUGCUGGUCCAGAGACACGAGCCCCAGGGAGUCUCCACUAUUCUCAGCAGCACCGACUUCUUCCAAAGUGAACAGAAUCGCAGAGUGAUCCUGGAGCAGGUGGACAGCUUCCAGCUCCGAGACAAGUACAUGUUCGCCACCACCACCCGGAAACUGUUUGGCAGCCACGAUCCGUCAUCUGUCCAGCUCUGGGUCUCCUACAACCGCCAGCCGAUGAAAGCUGCCCGGUUCAUGACCCGCCAUCCAAUCACGGAGUACUACAUAGCAGAUGCAUCUGAGGACCAAGUGUUUGUGUGUGUGAACCACAUAAACAACGUCACACACCUCUACAUCUCAGACACACAGGGCCUGUCCUUCUCUCUGUCGCUGGAGAAUGUGCUGUAUUACAGUCCUGAGGGCUCUGGCAGCAACACACUCAUCAGGUACUUCGCCAAUGAGCCUUUUGCCGACCUGCAUCGCCUGGAGGGGCUGCGGGGCGUCUUCAUCGCCACGCUCAUCAACGGCUCGGUCAGCGAGAACAACAUGAGAUCUGUCAUCACUUUCGACAAGGGAGGGACGUGGGAGCUGCUUCAGCCACCAGCUGCCGACAGCCUGGGAGGAACUGUGGACUGUCAGCUCAGUAAAGGUUGCUCUCUUCACCUGGCCCAGCGCUGGAGCCAGCUGUUCAACAUCCAGCUGAGGAGGAUGCCCAUUUUAUCUAAGGACUCGGCACCCGGAGUCAUCAUGGCCACAGGAUCUGUGGGCAGGAACCUGGCCAGCAAACCUAAUGUGUAUGUAUCGAGCAGUGCUGGAGCCCGCUGGAGAGAGGCACUGGCAGGCCCUCAUUUCUACACUUGGGGUGACCAUGGUGGUAUCCUGAUGGCUAUCGCACAAGGAGGCGCCACCACACAUCUGAAGUUCAGCACCAACGAAGGGGAGACUUGGACCGACUUUCAGUUCUCAGAGCGGGAGGUGUAUGUUUACCAGCUGCUGACGGAGCCGGGGGAGAAGAGCACCAUCUUCACCAUUUUCGGCUCCUACGCAAACCAGAGACACAGCUGGCUCAUCGUCCAGGUCAACACCUCGGACGUUCUGGGUGUUCCGUGUUUAGAGGCCGACUACAAGCGCUGGUCUCCAUCAGACGAGCACGGUAACGAGUGUCUGCUGGGCCGAGAGAUCACGUUUAAGAGACGAGCUCCUCAUGCUACGUGCUUUAACGGAGAAGAGUUUGACCGGCCCGUCUCCGUCUCUAACUGCUCGUGCACACGACAGGACUAUGAAUGUGACUACGGCUUCAAGCUGAGUGAAGACCUGUCUCUGCAGGUGUGUGUGCCGGACCCCGAGUUCCUUGGUGACCUCUACGCUCCUCCGGUCCCGUGUCCUGUUGGUACCACCUACCGGCGCAGCAAAGGCUACAGGAAGGUUCCAGGAGACAGUUGUCAUGGAGGAGAUGUGCAGUCGAGGCUGGAUGGAGAGAUGCUGCCUUGUCCUGUCGGAGAGAGUAACGAGUUCAUCCUGUACGCGGUGAGGAACUCCAUCCACCGGUACGACCUGGCCACCGGCACAGACCAGGCCCUGCCUCUGUCCGGACUCAGGGAGGCUGUGGCUCUGGACUUUGACUAUGACAAGAACUGUCUUUACUGGGCCGACAUCUCACUGGACACCAUACAGCGUCUGUGUCUGAACGGCAGUACAGGUCAGGAGGUCGUGGUGAGGAAAGACCUGCAGAACGUAGAGGCCCUGACCUUUGACCCCAUCAGCAGGCUGCUCUACUGGGUUGAUGCUGGAGCGCAGAAGAUUGAGGUGUCUAAUCCUGAUGGAGAUCUGCGCCACACCCUGCUCAACUCGUCUAUCCUGGAACAUCCCCGUGCUCUGGUUCUGCUUCCUGGAGAAAGUCUGAUGUUCUGGACGGACUGGGGCGACCGAGCAGCCGGUGUUUACCGGAGCUUCAUGGAUGGAACCAAUGUGUCCUGCAUUGUGUCGGAGGGUGUCCGGUGGCCCAAUGGGAUCACAGCUGACGACCACUGGCUCUAUUGGACCGAAGCGUACAGCGACCGCAUUGAGAGGGCCGACUUCACCGGGGGCCAGCGGAGCGUCCUCAUGGAGGAGCUGCCCCACCCGUAUGCCAUUGCUGUCUUCAAAAAUGACCUAUACUGGGACGACUGGUCCAGAAUGGGAAUUUUCAAAGCUCCGAAAGCUGGUUCCAAGAGCAAUGAGCUGAUAGUUGGCAGACUAACUGGAGUCAUGGACCUCAAGAUCUUCUACAAGGGGAAGCAUCGAGGUCAUAACGCCUGCGCCGACCAGCCCUGCAGCCUGCUAUGUCUGCCUCAGCCCGGCCACAGGCACACCUGUGUCUGCCCGGACGGCACUCCCACUGUCACCAUGCCCAACGGUGAGCUGCAGUGCCAGUGCCCCCCCAACUACCAGUUCCAAAACAACACCUGCGUCAAGACUGAGCAUAGCUGUUUACCCAACCAGUACCGCUGCUCCAAUGGCCGCUGUAUCAGCAGCAUCUGGAAGUGCGACAGCGACAAUGACUGUGGAGACAUGAGUGAUGAGCAGGAGUGUCCGACCACAACAUGUGACCCAUCCAACCAGUUCCGCUGCGUGGCCUCAGGAUCCUGCAUCCCCCUGGCCUUUAAAUGUGACCACGAAGACGACUGUGGAGACAACAGUGAUGAGGACCACUGUGAGUCUCACCAGUGUGGCCCUGGGGAGUUCACGUGUGCACGAGGAGUUUGUAUCCGUGAGGCGUGGAGGUGUGAUGGAGACAAUGACUGCAGAGACUGGUCCGACGAGGCCAACUGCACAGUUGGCCACCAUACAUGUGAGGCCAGUAGCUUCCAGUGUCACACGGGUCACUGUAUCCCACAGCGCUGGAUGUGUGACGGGGACGACGACUGUCAGGACGACUCAGAUGAAGACCCUCGAUAUUGUGAUGGAACUCGGUGUAAAGGCUUCCUCUGCUCCAAUGACACCUGCCUGCCAGCGACCGUCCACUGCAACGGCAUCCAGGAGUGUCCAGACGGCGCUGAUGAGCACAACUGUGACCCCCUGUGUACUCGCUACAUGGAGUUUGUAUGUAAGAACCGAGCCCAGUGUCUGUUUCAGUCUCUGGUCUGUGAUGGGAUCAAACACUGUGAAGAUGGAUCAGAUGAGGACGCUGAGUAUGCUGGAUGUGCCACAUCGUCUGAGUUUGGCAAAGUGUGUGACGCCUACACCUUUCAGUGUGCCAACGGAGUGUGUGUGAGCCUGGAGUGGAAGUGCGACGGCAUGGACGACUGUGGGGACUACUCUGAUGAAGCCAACUGUGCUGCUCCCACUGAGGUUCCCGGCUGCUCGAGGUAUUUCCAGUUCGAGUGUCGAAACGGACGCUGUAUUCCCACGUGGUGGAAGUGCGAUGGGGAAAACGACUGUGGGGACUGGUCUGACGAGGCCCAGUGUACAGGCGGUGUGACUCCUCACACUGUGGCCCCUGGUCCCUCUACCUGCGCCCCCAACCGCUUCCACUGUGUCCACUCUGGAGCUUGCAUCAUCAACACCUGGGUGUGUGACGGCUACGCUGACUGUCCCCAUGGCAGCGACGAGCUCGGAUGUCCCACAGUUAAUGGGAGUGUGACGCAGGCUCCAGUGCCCACCCAGCCCUCUCCAGCUCCUGGCCGUUGCAGUCGGGGUCAGUUCCUUUGUCGCCGAACCCCGCACUGCAUCCCCGACUGGCAGCGCUGCGAUGGACAGCUCCACUGCGAGGACGGCUCUGAUGAAGCCCACUGCCCCACCCGUGGGCCUCUGUUCUGUGCCAACGGGACUCGCUGCUCUGAUGGUGAAGCCUGUGUGCUGGACGGCGAGUUGUGUGACGGCUUCUUGGACUGCUCCGACCACAGCGACGAGGACAACUGCACCUUGGACACCCUGGCUUACAAAGUCCAGAACCUCCAGUGGACACCAGACGUUUUAGGUGCCAUCACACUGACCUGGUCUCGUCCCAAGAACCUUCCCCUGGAUUCCUGCUACUUCCUCAUCUACUACAGACUUGUGGGCGUGCAGCAGUGGACCAUCAUGGAUACUCACAGCAACAAGACCAGCUACAAACUGAAUGUGCUGAAGCCAGACACCACCUACCACGUGAAGGUGCUCACUCAGUGUCUCAGCCGGCUGCACAAGACCAACGAGGUGAUCAGAGUCCGGACGCCGGAAGGAGUGCCUGAUCCUCCCCGGAACCUGCAGCUGUCCUGUGAUAACGGUGAGGAUGGGACAGUGGAGGUCUCCUGGAGUCCUCCUGACAAAGGACACGGCCUCAUCAGGGAAUACAUCGUUGAAUACAGUGAGCGUGGAGGUCUUGAUUGGACAUCACAGAGAUGCCUGACAACCAGCACUGAGGUGAAGGAGCUGCAGCCAGACAACCUGUACAGGUUCAGGGUGGCAGCAGUGACCAGUCGAGGUGUGGGGAACUGGACAGAGGUUAAAUCCAUCACUCCUAAGAAAGCUCUGCCUCCCCCCUCUGUGAUCGCUGACAGCAUCACCCCUGACUCCAUGAGUCUUUCCUUCAGCCUGAACUCACAGUACGAUGUGAAACAGUACAUUGUGAUUCUGUCGUGGCAAUUUGACAAACACGUCAAGGAGAGCAAGAACUUCACAGUAAGACAGGGGAUUCUCAAAGCUGCCAACCUGACGGCGGGAACCAUGUAUGAAGUGGCUGUGUGGGCUCACACCAGCAUAGGAGACAGUCCCACUGCCCUGUCCCAUCAUCAGACCGCCGGCACGCAGCCAGAGAGACCCUACCUCAAAACCAGGGCUCUCAAUCAGACAGCUGUGGACUGCACCUGGACCCUCAAAGGCCCCCCCGCUCAGAUGUAUGGUGUUUUUUAUGCCACCUCCUUCCUGGAUUUGUACCGGAGUCCUCACCUGGUCCGCAGCACUUCCCUCAGCCUCACAGUCACCGUGGACAGUGAUGAACAGUAUCUCUUCCUGGUGCGUUCCAUCUCGCCCUUCCUGGGUCCUCCCUCCGAGUACUCUGUGGUGAAGAUGAUUCCUAACGAGAGGCUGCCACCCAGGAACCUCCAUCGUGUGCGAGUAGACAAAACGCAGGCCACGCUGAAGUGGCAGCCGCCUUAUGACACCCCAAACACCGCUCUGACCUAUGCAGUCCACGUGCGGGACGUGAUCCGUAAAGUGGAGCUCGAUUACAAGGUGACCACACCGAACAACACAGUGGAGUACCUGCUGAAAGGCCUGGAGCCCGGAGGACGGUACAGCAUCUCUGUCCGCCUGCGCAACAUGAGCAAGGAGGCCAGCUUCACUCUCAGCACAGUUCCUCUUGCUGCUCCUGAGGCCCUGAAGAUUUUGACAGAGAAAGACCAUGUGAUCCUCCUCUGGAAGAGCCUGGCUGUCAGAGAGAAGGAGUUCAACGAGAGCAGGGGGUAUGAAGUGCACGUACAUGACAGCAUCACCAACCAGACAUCCUUCCUGGGAAACACCACAGAGAACUUCUUCCGCAUCAGCAGCCUGCUGGCGGGUCACAACUACACGUUCUUUGUGCAGGCCCGCUGCCUGCUCAGUGGUCAGCUGUGUGGGGAACCAGCUCUGCUGCUCUUUGACGAGCUGACAGCAGGGGCCAGUGACGCCUCCCGCAGUGAGGGCCACUCAGGGGACAUGGCUGCAGUGGUGGUGCCCGUCCUCUUCCUGCUGCUGCUCGGAGUGGGCGGCAGCUUGGUGGCACUCUACCUCCGACACCGCCGGCUGCAGAACAAUUUCACAGCCUUUGCCAACUCCCACUAUAACUCUCGCUUGGGCUCUGCCAUCUUCUCAUCAGGGGAUGAGCUGGGUGAUGAUGAUGAAGAUGCCCCCAUGAUCAGCGGCUUCUCAGACGACGUUCCCAUGGUCAUCGCGUAGCAAGACAUCCCUCCAUUACCUGUUUAUCUCUCCGCCCUCCGCCUCUUCUCUUUCUCUCUUCCCCCACCCCCACCCCCGAUCGCUCCUCCCCCCUCCCUCAAAUAACAGGAACCAUGAAGAAAAAAAAGGAAAAAGUCUAACAAAAGAAAGAGAUAUUUUUCAAAUAUACAAUGCACUUUUUUUGGGAUGCGCAAUAACUUAUUUUUUAUAAUACUAAAUAUAUAUAUGUAUGUUCGGGGUCAAAAAAGACUGGGAGGAGGACACUGAAACAAACUGUGAAGGAUUUGAGUUUGUGGAGGAGGGGAAGAGACCCUGUUUGUGAUGCAAACUCACUAUCCAUAAGAGUGGUUCACUGCUUAAAGCCAAAAUAAGCAUCCAGAUACUGAAAUAUAGAAUGCAAAAACAUUUUAAGAGUCACUAAAGAUGAAAAAAAAAAAUACAUAUUUAGAUAUGGUAUAUGCUGUAUACAAAAUGUACACAUAGAAACGGUCGGAGCAGUAACUGUUACAUCGUUUGGUAUUAGUACAGUGUGUACUAUAUAGCAGUGUAUGUAACAGUGGUGCCCAGGGUGAGAGUCGGAUGAGUUAACUGUGGAUUAUGUUUCUUCAUUUACUGAAUCUCAAUGUUUGGGAACUGUUCCUGUUAACAUAUUUAAACAGCUCCAAGACCGGAUUGACCAUUGGCACUUUGUAGUGUCCCCAUAGAUCCCCUUUUUUUUAACUCUGUUUUCCACCACCAGCACACUGUUCUAUGUCUGUAUGUAGAGGCAACAAGUGUCCCACGAUAGGAGAAUACUUCUGGCUUUGAGGGGGACGGAAUCCCUCGCAGCAUUGCCAAGAUCCUAACUAUUUGUAAAUAUUGGCUUUUACUAUGUUCUCUCCUUGUGAUGCUGUACAAUAUCAUGUGUAACCUUUUUUUUUUUGUUAUCAUUCAGGACCACAAAUUAUUGCCCCCAGCAUUUUUGCCAUAGCUGUAGUCGUAGAGGAAGUGUGUUUGGGGUUCUCAGGGAACUGUGUCAGAGCGGACACCAGCGCAGCACCACCACCAUCACCAACUGGCUUAGGCAGCACUGUCCAUCUACUGUUGAUUAGGUACAGGGACCUCUGAGGAGGUCGGGAUCAGCUGUGGGUGGAAGGACUGGCAGGUACACGUCAUUGUCAGUAGUGAUUAUGAAGGGUCAGGUUUGGAAAAAGGUUGAAAGGGCUGAUUCACGCAGAAAUACACUUACAUACGUGUUCACAUACCUCUGUUAGCAUGUAGUUGUAGUUCCACAGUUUUAAGAGAUCUGUCGCUGAGAUUUCUCGCGCUACAUGUUCACCUCUCUCUAGAGACGGUUAUCUUUUGCCAAAAAAGUCGCCAUAAACUCAAAGGUUCACCACUGAUGCAUUUGCGCAUGUGUGACUGGGGCCUUGUUGUGCAGUCAGACCUGAUUUUACUUUGAAAAAUGGUGAGGGCAGGCUUCUUAGCAAAUUGCAUGGCUAAUAGGCUAACUCUUAACCAAACAGCUUUUUAUGAAACAAUGUUUUUAAUUGUUCAAUCCUUAAAUUUGUUGACACUCCAGCCUGCUGUUCUGGCUCCAUUUGUUGUAAUUGAACAUUACUGGUAUAACUUCAGUAUGUCAAUAAAAUCCAGUUCAAGGCUGUUUAUAAACAAGUCUUUUGUAAAAAACGCUUUUUUAGAGAUUAUAGGGAUACAAAUAACUAUAUAAUUUUCCGUUGACGACAUAUCCUGUUUUCGAUCAUUCAAUUCAUUGUUCGUUUAAUGUGUCACAAAAUAGUGAUUGAUGUCUAACCGUAAUUGGCCAAUGCUGUUGUGACCGGGCCUUUCUUCUUUCUUUUCUAUUCACCCACAUUACACGGGUGUUGAGGCAGAAAUCUCAGAGACCGAUAUCUCAAAACAUUUAUGAACUAUAAAAGAAAAUAAUCUAGAUUGUAGGUCCUGUGUGAGAAAACAUACUUUCUAUUAUUUGGUUAGCUGAUCUGUCUAUCUCAGUAUGUACGAUCACACUGUUGUAAGUCCAUUAAUGUAUAUCUCAAAACACAUUUUUGAGAAUCCUCACCAUUGUUCUGCCCCCCCCUCCCCCUGACUCUGCACUAUAGUCCAUUAACUGAUUUUUAUGUUUUGCUUCUCAGCUUGAGCCAUUGGAACUGAUGGUGUUGUGCUCUUAUUGUUGUUUUUGUCGAGAUGUCUUCAUGAAUGUAUUUUAUACUGUAUCUAUACUUUCCAAGGUACUGUCCCAGCUCAUAAUGCUACUGUCGCCACCUGUGAGGUUUAUGCCCACUCCCUGGUUUUGUCCUGGCUCCAUAGAAUUUUUGUAAAGCACCCACUCUGCUGAGGACGACACAGGCGUUCUGUUGUUCCUCUGUAGACUGGCUCUUACAACCUUCAGCGCUCACAUCAUUAACCCAGAGAAGCAAAUCUUUUCUUUUUUCAGGUAAAGCCCAGAAUAUUCCUGAACCAUA
Messenger RNA from Pleuronectes platessa (European plaice), 9203 nucleotides. RefSeq names its product sortilin-related receptor, L(DLR class) A repeats containing (gene sorl1). The record is from RefSeq and is a predicted model, not a curated record. NCBI's taxonomy places the organism in Eukaryota, Metazoa, Chordata, Actinopteri, Pleuronectiformes, Pleuronectidae. Gene Ontology annotation, molecular function: protein binding. The coding region runs from base 64 to 6741 and encodes 2225 amino acids. Gene Ontology annotation, cellular component: Golgi apparatus; membrane. The transcript is spliced from 48 exons. Gene Ontology annotation, biological process: protein retention in Golgi apparatus; post-Golgi vesicle-mediated transport; protein targeting to lysosome.